GUGAGGCAUUUGCCUGCAUGCUGUGCUGUGCUAUGCUGUACUCCGCUCCACUCGCUGCUCUGACUGACUGCGAGUAAAGGGGAAAUCUGACUAGAGGCUUGGCUUAGUGGGAGUCCCUCUCUGCCACACCGGGAGUACCUUUUGGAAGAGGUGGGGGUUGUUUGCAGUGAGACAAGGUGAGUCAAGCAAGUGAUGGCUGGAGGAAGAGCAGAACAGGAGGAGGCAGAGAACAGUUUUCAGCCCUUUUGAAUCUUUCAUAAGGGAGAUCCUCCAACAUCACACUGCCUUGAUGUUCUGAGGGAGAAAAGCUGGUGCUGAGGUGUGCAUUAAGCAGGCACCAGCUGUGCCUUAGAGACAGAGGGACACAGGAACAAGGAGAGUGAUAGAGCACUGGGGUGUGCACCUCACAGACACCAAAACCAGGAGAAGAGAGAUGGAGGAAAAGCAGUUUUGAGAAGAGGAAUUCUGCUUUGGAAGAAGCUGUAUGUGUAAGCUCUAAGAGCCUCUGAACAGAGGACUACGAGGAACGCACAAUGUAUGAGCCAAAGGAGAGAUAAAGAGACUGCUGGCUGGAUGAUCUCUAAACCCCUGAAGAACAGGGGAAAAUGGUAAAGGUAAAAACAACACAACCAACUAAAGGUUAAUGGUGUAUAUUUUUGUUUGUAAGGUAGCCUCAAUUUUUUUCCCCCACAACAAGAUUCCAGCCUGAUUUGAACUUCUUCUGUUUCCUGGAUAAGGCAAAGGAAGGCGAAAAUUAGCCGUGCAUGUCCACCUGGUGAGACUGACGUGUCAGAAUUUGACAGGGAGGGAAACAAAAGACUUUCUUGCAGAACUGAAGCCAACCCGCAGGGAUGUCAUCCAACGAGCUGAGCGUUGAGAUGGACUCCUGCAUUCGGACAUUCAAGGAGCACAUGCAUUUGGAGCUGGAGCCUCCCAAGAUGCCCGGUGUGGUGGGAGGCAAGAGGGGAGCCACGUCCCCAAAACUGUCCCCCAGAAGCUCCCCACGGCUCUUUCGCAAGCUAAUGGUCAACAAGAACAUCAGACAGAGGCGGCGCUUCACUGUAGCUCAUACCUGUUUUGAUGUGGAGAAUGGUCCGUCUGCCAGCUGCAGCCCGCUGGACCCCCAGGCCUCCCCGGGCUCUGGUCUGGUCCUCCACACUAACUUCCCCGGUCAUAACCAGCGCAGAGAGUCGUUCCUCUACCGCUCUGACAGUGACUAUGAUCUGUCACCCAAGUCCAUGUCACGGAACUCCUCCAUCGCCUCUGAAUUACACGGCGAUGACCUGAUCGUAACGCCUUUUGCUCAGGUUCUGGCGAGCCUUCGAAGUGUAAGGAAUAACUUCACAGUGUUGACCAAUGUCCAGUGUGCCUCCAGCAAAAGAUCUCCCGCAGCAACAACUCAACCUCCUAUCACCAGAGUUUGUCUCCCAGAUGACGCGUACCAGAAGCUGGCCAUGGAGACGAUGGAGGAGUUGGACUGGUGUCUGGAUCAGCUGGAGACGAUCCAGACCUACCGCUCUGUCAGUGACAUGGCCUCCAAUAAGUUCAAGAGAAUGUUGAAUCGGGAGUUGACGCACCUAUCUGAGAUGAGUCGGUCUGGGAACCAGGUUUCCGAAUUCAUCUCCAACACCUUCCUAGACAAACAGAAUGAAGUGGAGAUCCCUUCGCCGACAUCCAAGACACGGGAGAAGAAGAAGCAGCAGCAGCAGCAGAAGCAGCAGCUAAUGACACAGAUCAGCGGCGUGAAGAAGGUCUCUCACGGGCCCUCGCUCUCCAGCAGCAGCAUCUCCCGCUUCGGUGUCAAGACCGAGAAGGAGGAGCAGCUGUCCAAAGAGCUGGAGGACCUGAACAAGUGGGGCCUGAACAUCUUCACGGUUUCAGAGUACUCCAACAGCAGACCCCUGACCUGCAUCAUGUAUGCCAUCUUCCAGGAGAGAGAUCUUUUAAAGACAUUUAAGAUCCCAUCGGAUACAUUUGUGGCCUACAUGAUGACGUUGGAAGACCACUACCAUUCAGAUGUGGCCUACCAUAACAGCCUGCACGCUGCUGACGUGGCCCAAUCCACACACAUCCUCCUAUCAACUCCAGCCCUGGAUGCGGUCUUCACAGAUCUUGAGAUCCUGGCAGCCAUCUUUGCUGCAGCCAUCCAUGAUGUGGACCAUCCUGGAGUUUCAAACCAGUUCUUAAUCAACACCAACUCUGAGCUGGCAUUGAUGUACAAUGACGAGUCUGUGCUGGAGAACCAUCACCUGGCCGUGGGAUUCAAGCUGCUACAGGAAGACAACUGCGACAUCUUCCAGAACCUCACCAAGAAACAGAGGCAGUCACUGCGCAAGAUGGUCAUCGACAUGGUCUUAGCCACCGACAUGUCCAAGCACAUGAGUCUGCUGGCUGAUCUGAAGACCAUGGUGGAGACCAAGAAGGUGACGAGCUCUGGAGUGCUGCUUCUGGACAACUACACCGACAGGAUACAGGUGCUGCGUAACAUGGUGCACUGUGCUGACCUGAGUAACCCCACCAAGUCCCUGGAACUGUAUCGUCAGUGGACCGAUCGGAUAAUGGAGGAGUUCUUCCAUCAGGGAGACAGAGAGCGAGAGAGAGGGAUGGAGAUCAGCCCGAUGUGUGACAAACACACAGCCUCAGUGGAAAAGAGCCAGGUGGGAUUCAUCGACUACAUCGUGCACCCUCUUUGGGAGACAUGGGCUGAUCUGGUCCACCCAGAUGCCCAGGACAUUCUGGACACUCUGGAAGACAACAGGAACUGGUACCAGAGCAUGAUCCCCCAAAGUCCCUCCCCUCCCUUCUAUGACCAAGGCACGCACGGACACAGUGGAUGCACUGGAGGGCAGGGAGGUGGGGAGAAGUUUCAGUUUGAGCUGACCUUGGAGGAGGAGGACUUGGAUGGAGUAGAGAAAGAUGGCGAUGUGGAGGAAGGGGAGGAAGAUGAAUUAGAGGAGGAGGAGGAGGAGGAGGAGGAUGAUGAUAGUAGAGGAGAUCGUGAAUCUCCUCCCCCGGACUAUUUGAACUGUCAGGAUCACGAGGAGGGCAGAAUGAUGGAGCCCACGACAGCAAUAGAAAUCGUGACGCAUGAGGCGUCGCCGACAGAUACAUAGGGUUUUCAUCGCCAGGCUCACGUGGUGAUUUGAGAGUUUUUUCGGAGAAAAACGAGGGAGGAGAAUCCUCUUGCAGCUGUGCUUUUUAAAAAGCCCAGAGAGGCAAAGGCUUUGUUUUGGCCCGCACGUGGGUGUCUUGCACUUGGGUGUUUGAAGCCAGACGUGGAUGGACAGUUUCAGUGAAGCGGCUUCAGAGUUCUCAGGAAAUAAUUGCUGCGGACAUUUAGUCUUAGACGGACAAAUGAGACUGGGGGCGGAACUUGAAGGAUUUUUGGCCAGUUUGGGAAAUGGUUACUUAUAUUUUCAGGACUGGCAUUAAAUGGACAUUGACACUACUGAGAGAAGUUUUGUACCUUAAGACUUUUUUUUACAGAUGACCUAGAAGUAGCAUAGAGUAAGAUCUACUGAUCGAAACAUGUUUGUAUAGCAAGAGAAAGUGUUUACUUUUUUCCUGUACCAUUUGUCAAAGGACUUUUGUGUGCCUUUUUUACUAUUGUCUUUAUAAUAGUUUUUUAUUUAUUGAACACUCUAGUAUGUCUGUGAAAUGUUUUAGGGUUUUUGUUUUUUUCCCUUCUUAUCUUAUUUUUGUAUGUUGAAGAGAGAGAAGAGUCUUCCAUGUAUUGGGCAAUAGAGAAAUCCAAACAAA
Messenger RNA from Solea senegalensis (Senegalese sole), 3759 nucleotides. It is a transcript of the gene pde4ba, whose product is annotated as phosphodiesterase 4B, cAMP-specific a. The transcript is spliced from 14 exons. The record is from RefSeq and is a predicted model, not a curated record. Lineage: Eukaryota; Metazoa; Chordata; Actinopteri; Pleuronectiformes; Soleidae. Bases 852 to 3113 code for a protein of 753 amino acids. Gene Ontology annotation, cellular component: cytosol; perinuclear region of cytoplasm; nucleus. Gene Ontology annotation, molecular function: 3',5'-cyclic-AMP phosphodiesterase activity; transmembrane transporter binding. Gene Ontology annotation, biological process: signal transduction.